CUUUCAAAGAUCUCCCAGCGCCUACGGUGGAACAAUCUUCGGGCUAAAGAGUAACAGUUGUUUCAGCUUUGACCCGCCCUCUCGUGUUUCCUAUUGGUCGCUGGACGAAGUGUUUCACUGAAUUGUUUCACUGGUGUCUCACCGGAUUGGCCACAGGCCUUUCCCGAUUGGCCAGAGGCAUCACAUGUCUCCUGCAGAGCGACGCUAUUCGUUCUGCGUGCUGUCCCGCCCUCCAGGCCCUUCUAUUGGCCGCCGAAGAAGUGUUUCGCUGAAGUGUUUCAGAAUGGUCUCCGCUGAUUGGCUGCUGUCAAAUAUGGAAAAUCCAGAGUCUCCCGCUUGAGCCCGAGCGAAGAAGCGCAGCAUUUCGUUUCUGACACCCGUCGAGAAGCAUCAACCGGAGCAGAAAAACUAAUAGAAUGGAAGCACGCCCUACUUUCCGCUGUGAGGUGACCGGGGAGCUUACCCUGAGACCCUCACCUGAAGCACUUGCUGUGGAAAAAGAGCAUCUGUCCCACAUUGGGUCAGGUACUCCUUUCCCGGUCCAGGACCCUGCGGCUUUGUGGAAUGAGGCCAAGAGGAGAGUGGUAGCUGGAGGAGGAGAUCCUCGGGACAACCUGCUGGUAUCCAGUAUGUGUGCUGUUCAGUUUGGCCAGUACCGAGGAAAACCCUUCAAGUGGCUCCUGGAAAACGACUUAGGGUAUGCUGUGAUGGUCCUGGCGGGGCACCAAAAGGAGCGGGAGUCUGGUAACUUGAGUGACAAUGUCCUUAUGAAUAAUAAGGAUGUUUUCCUCAAGUAUGCAGGCUCCUUCCCUGAGGUUGCUAAUGCCAUUAAACAACGGAGGCAACAGGACAGCUUGUCUGAGGACUGUCUGGUGGGCUUUGGUACACACAAGCUGUGUACCUACAAAGAGCUCUAUGAGUCCAAAGACAGAGAAAAAAAAAGCUACGUCAAUUGGCUCAGAGGAAAGGAGUGUAGGCCUGGGACCAAGAUGGAUGCCCUCCAGAAGUACAUCCAAAAGAAGGAUGCAGAGAAGGUGUGUGGCCCCUCAUCCUCUCUGGCUUACACUGUGGUUCCAGCACCUACAGGACUUGCUGAUAAAGCAGCCGAGCCCACAGACGAGGAGCUGGUGGCAUGUGUAUCUGAGCUGGAUGUACCAGGUAUGUGUGCUCUUGAUGUAUUUUCAAUUGCUAAAAUGUGUAUUAACCUGUAUUAAACAUGACAUGACAAUUCCCUGACAUAAAUCUGUUUAUUUAUUU
This is a messenger RNA of Astyanax mexicanus (Mexican tetra), 1257 nucleotides long. RefSeq lists its product as uncharacterized. The record is from RefSeq and is a predicted model, not a curated record. The coding region runs from base 417 to 1214 and encodes 265 amino acids. The transcript is spliced from 4 exons. NCBI's taxonomy places the organism in Eukaryota, Metazoa, Chordata, Actinopteri, Characiformes, Acestrorhamphidae.